ACAACAGUUCACGCUCCCCGCACUCCACGCUAUCUGUGGCGGCAACAGUACCCCCUCCAAGCGUUCACCGGUGCACGCUCCCUCCUCCUCAACCGCGCGUGUAGCUUCUCUCUCACACUACAUGGAGAGUGAGUGCCGGGAGACGCUACCAUUGGCAGGCGCCGCUCUCCCUCUCUCCACUCCCGCGCGUGAAGACUCCAGAGGUGCCGAGUUGCUCGGUGCGACUCCUUCGUCGCCGUCCACGGAAGCGGAGGCCGGCGACCAACCUCCCCGCGCGGCGAAGGGUACAGGCGGCCGGAUCCGUUGGGCCUCACGCGAGGAGAGCCACGCGAACGGAUUCGACGACCGAGGAGUCCGGAUCGAAGCUCCCACUGGCCGACUUCAUCGCCGCCGCCGCCGUUCAACCCUGUCCGCCGGCGAUUCAACGAGGCUCCUUCCCCGGCUGGGUGUCCGCCGAUCCAGAACUCGAGCUCCCGUCCAUCGAUCUGCUUCUUCCGAUCUGCACAUCUACCGUUUCCCCCUCAUGGUCCUCCACACACAUCAGCUCCUCAAGGAAUGCCCCCCUAUGUGGAAUCCACAGUACUGGCAGCCUAAUCCCUACGACUUUCCUAGUGGAUCUAAUAUCCAAUUUAGCAGCAGCCACCUUACAAUUCCCAGUUUAUCACAACAACAAAAUGAAGUAGGAGGUUUUGCAAAUAGGGGCCCAUGGAAUCAUUUCGUUGGUAUGAUGAAUCCUAGUUAUCCUUGCCCACCUCCCCCGCUUGCUGCUGGCCAAAUGCAACCACCUAGCCAUUUUGUCACACUGCCUAACAACUCUUCGAACCCUAUGGACCCAAUAUUUUUGGAGUCCGAGGCAGAGCACAGCGCACAGGAGGUUAACAGCCCCAGCAAAGAAGGUGGUACACCUGGUAAAGGGAAGAAAAUGAAAGAACAAAACUUUACGCCAGAAGAGGAUUUGUUGCUAUGCACAACUUGGCUAGAAAUUAGUUGUGAUCCAGUAAUUAGCACUGGCCAGAGGAAGGAAGGACUUUGGGCAAGAAUUGAUAAACGGUAUAACGAAAUGAGAGGUGAGUAUCCUAAGAGAGUUAUCAGGGCUUUAACAAGUCGAUGGGACAAAAUUAAGGCUGAUUGUGGGAAGUAUGCUUCGUUGUAUGCAAGAGUCCUCAGGGAAAAUCAAAGUGGUUUAACUGAUUAUGAUAAGACUUCAAUGGCUACCACACUGUUUACAACCGAAAAUAAGAGAGGGUUCCCCUUCAUGCAUUGUUGGACUAAACUCAAGAACGAACCCAAAUGGCAAGCUAUUGUUCAAGGCACUUCACUACGAGGGGCAGCAGGGAUGUCACCGGUUGGCAGUGCCACACCAACUGCAAGUGUAAACGAUUUGGAUAGCGAUUCUCUAGGUUUAACUGGGAAAAGGCCAUUAGGCCGAGACUCCACAAAGGCAUCAAGGAAGAAGGCCAUGUCCACGUCGUCCCAGUCCAUGAAGUAUUUGACCAGAAUUCAUGACCUGCAAAUGGCCCGGUUGAAACAAAGUGAAGACAAAGUGGAGAAGAAAGAAGCACAUUAUGAGGUUUUCAAGGAUCUCGAAUAUAAGAAGCUGCAAGUUCAACAAGAACAAAUUGAAGUGGAGAAAACAAAACUGAAGUUUCAAGAACGCAAAGAGAAGAACGAUGAGUUGAAGGAAGCAAUGGCUGUGGAUUUGGAGGACAUAGCCGAAGAUUUGAGGCCUGCUUUCAUAGCAAAGAGGAAAGCACUUGUGGACUGGUUUGUCAACAAUCCAAACUGAGUUGUUCGUUUAGUGAAAAUUGUGGACCACGGUUUUCACUAGUUGAGUUUCUGUUUUAGUAAUGCGUGCUGUAAUAAUCACAUUUUUUGAAGUGUGACUUUGGACUGCGUUAGUGUCUUCAUUUCAGUUGAAGAACUCAAGAUUAUGUUAUGUUUGUAAACUUAUUCUCGUCACUUAUGGUUAUGAAUUGUCAGUUUGAACUUGUCCA
Molecule: messenger RNA, 1994 nt
Organism: Zea mays
Lineage: Eukaryota; Viridiplantae; Streptophyta; Magnoliopsida; Poales; Poaceae
Exons: 3
Coding region: 122-1786 (554 amino acids)
Source: RefSeq, a predicted model, not a curated record